Molecule: messenger RNA, 3728 nt
Organism: Alnus glutinosa
Lineage: Eukaryota; Viridiplantae; Streptophyta; Magnoliopsida; Fagales; Betulaceae
Exons: 10
Coding region: 220-3621 (1133 amino acids)
Molecular function (GO): helicase activity
Source: RefSeq, a predicted model, not a curated record
AUGAUAAUGGGUGUUUAAGUACCUAUCUUUAUAUAUUGCCAAGUAGUAGCUAGCCAUGCGAUUGGGUAAAGUUUUUCUAGCCUAGCUAUUUUCUUCAGUACGGAAAGUUCUCUCUGAUCUCUCUCUCCCUCCCUCUCCCCUUUAAUUGGCAUGCCUGCAUUAUGAACUUCUGGGUUUUGGCAAAUUGACGUCCGGUUUUGCAUAAAUCACCCAGAAGAAAUGGAGAAGAACAAGGAAGAACUUGAUGGUAGAAGCUUAAUAGACUUGGUGUUCUCUUGGCCUCUUGAGGAUGUUCUCAAUAAAGAUCUUCACAAAAAUCAGGUUAAAAAGAUCCCAGAAACAUUCUCGUCAGUGCCAGAUUACAAGAAGUCAUUUGUUCCUUCAUUAAUUGAGGAAACACAUGCAGAUUUGUUUUCCAACAUAACAACGUUGUCUCAAGCACCCACUUCUGAAAUAGAAUGUGUUGUAACAUCUAAAACAUUUAAACCUCCAAAAGACUUGUUUUAUGAAAUUAAAUUAGAGAGCAUUAAAGAUUCUGAGUUGGAGAGCGUAAAAGAUACUGAGAAAGAUGAAGGAAAAUAUGAACCCGAGUCUGGUGAUAUUAUUGCCUUAACAUAUGUUAGACCAAAAUGCAUUGAUGAUUUGAAAAGGCCCAAAGCAUUCUAUCUUAUAGCUUAUGUUCUUCGGCCAAGAGACUUAGAGACAGAGUCUAGUACGGUAUCGAUACUGGCAUCAAAGCCCCUUUUAACUGAUCAGGAAUACAAGCACAAUUACGAGAAGGGAACGCUUUUCGCAAUUUAUCUUAUGAAUAUGACUACAAAUGUUCGUAUAUGGAAAGCACUGAACCCGGAAAGGGGGAACACAAACAUUAUUAAAACAGUACUGCAAGCCAAUUCAGCUGAUAAUGAAAAUUGUUUGACUUGCGUUUCUAAAGGAAAAAACAGUCCUGCCCCUUCUAAUCUACAGGACAUGAUCGACUCUAAUAAUCUAAAUGGCUCUCAAGAAGCUGCGGUUUUAAGCUGCAUUGGUAUGAGAGACUGCAAUCAUCAGAAUCCUGUCAAACUGAUAUGGGGCCCUCCAGGGACUGGGAAAACAAAGACCGUUGGUGUCUUAUUACAUGCACUCCUUAAAGUGAAGUGCAGAACACUAACAUGUGCUCCAACUAACAUUGCGGUUCUGGAAGUUACAACACGGCUGCUGGGGUUGGCUAGGGCUUCGCAAGAGUAUGACCCAUACGGGCUUGGAGAUAUAGUUUUGUUUGGGAAUGGUAAGCGAAUGAAGAUUUAUGAUCGUUUUCAUCUAAAUAAAAGAAUGAAGUUUGGUGAACGUAAAGAUCUUCUUGAUGUAUUUCUCGACUAUCGUGUUGAUGUGCUUGUGAAGUGCUUUGCUCCUCUAUCUGGCUGGAGAAAUGGCUUAGAAUCAAUGGUAUCUUUGCUUGAUGACCCGAAAUCGCAGUACGAAAAAUACUUGAAAAAAAGAAAGGAGGAAAACAAUAAGGGGGAUGAUGAGCUCGAAAAGGACGACAAUGAUGAUCCUUUGACAUUUGAGGAGUUUUUAAAGAAGACAUUCUGUUCAAUUCAUGAGCAACUGAAGUUUUGUAUGGUUAAUUUGUACAGACACUUACCAACUUCUCUAAUACCAUUAGAGGUAGUGAAGAAAAUUAUUAGAGCUUUGGAUCUGCUUAAAUCUCUUGAAACUGAGUUGCAAGGUGUCGGUAUGGAUUGGUUUACAAAGUUGAGUAUAAGAGAAGAGUGCCUUGAUAUAAUGAGAUAUCUGACAUUAUCUCUAACAUCCUCUAUUCCAAAUUUAACUAAUAGUUAUUUAAUAAAAAACUUUUGCUUGGCAAAUGCGUGCCUAGUGUUCUCUACUACAUCAAGCUCUGCUAAAUUAUACAGUACUGAAGGAAGCAUGGAAUUUUUGGUUAUCGAUGAAGCUACUCAGCUUAAAGAAUGUGAAACAGCUAUUCCUUUACAGCUAUCUGGCAUCCGCCAUGCUAUUCUCAUAGGGGAUGAGACGCAGCUCCCUCCUCUAGUUAAAAGCAAGAUAUCCGAGAAUGCUGAAUUUGGAAGAAGUUUGUUCGAAAGAUUAGUCAUGUUGGGGCACAAGAAGCACCUUCUUGAUGUCCAGUACAGGAUGCAUCCAUCCAUCAGCUUAUUUCCAAACAGGGUGUUCUAUGGCAAACAGAUUUCAGAUGGUCCAAAUGUUAAAGGAAGAGACUACGAGAAGCGUUUCCUUCAGGGUAACAUGUACAGCUCCUACUCUUUCAUAAGUGUAGUUCAUGGAAAGGAGGAAGUUGGUCUCGGGCACAGUCCCAAGAAUAUGGUUGAGGCUGCUAUGGUCUCUGAGAUAGUUGCGAAUCUGCAUAAACAAUUCCUUGACACAAAGAAGAAGGUCAGUAUAGGAGUGAUAUCACCAUAUAAGGCUCAAGUUUCUGCAAUUGAAGAGAGGGUUAGAAAAUACAGCAAGUUUGGUAGUGGCUUCACUGUGAGUGUUCGCACUGUUGAUGGGUUCCAAGGAGGUGAGGCCGAUGUAAUAAUUAUCUCUACUGUAAGAUGUAAUGGGAAUGGAUCAAUAGGUUUCCUUUCCAACCUACAAAGAGCAAAUGUCGCACUGACUCGAGCAAGGUAUUGCCUAUGGAUUUUGGGGGAUGAGGUGACUUUACUCAAUAGUGGCUCUGUUUGGAAGAAACUAGUCCUUGAUGCCAAGAAACGUGGGUGUUUCUAUGAGGCCAAUGAGGAUAAGAGCUUGGUUCAGGCAAUUAUUGCUGCCUUGGUGGAGCUUGGCGAGCUUGAUAUUUUACUCAGUAAUGACUCUCUACUUUUCAAAGAGGCUAAAUGGAAGGUUUUCUUCGACAAUGAUUUCCAAAAUUCUAUAGUGAGGACUAGCAAUGUAGAGACUCGUACGAAAGUGCUUUUUCUUUUGGCAAAGCUUUCAAGUGGUUGGCGUCAGCCCCAUGGGACUAGUUCUCAACUUUUAGUGACAUACAAGGUCGAUGGGCAGCUGAAUCUGGUUUGGACUGUAGAUAUUCUCAAGGAAGAUUCGUAUCACAUUCAGGUUAUGAAGGUUUGGGAUGUUGUGCCGUUAUCUGAUAUACCAAGACUAGUAAACCAUCUUUACAUCAUAUUUGGGAGCUAUACAGCGGAUAAGUUGCAUCGGUGCAAACAAAGACAUGUUGAGGGGGGUUUAGUUGUUCCGAUGAGAUGGCCGAUGGACUCAAGUAGUUGUCCAGAACCAGAUAAUGUGUGGCACUUCACAAAACCGCUAUCCUCACUCGGUUUGAGGGAUGAGCCAGAAACAUCAACUGCAACUCCUAGGAACUUAGUUGUUCCAAUGAGAUUGCCAGUGGACUCAAGUAAUUGUCCAGAUCCUGAUAGUGUGUCGCACCUCACAAAAUCGCUAUCCUCACUCAGUCAGAGGGAUGAGCCAGAAACAUCAACUGCAACUCCUAGUCUCAGGGAUGAGGGCCAUGAGGCAGAUGUUAUGGUGUCGCAUGGUUUGGACAGCAAGAGAGAUACAAGAGCCAGCUCAUGCAGUAACGUGGAAACCUCAACUGAAGCUCAAAUGCCGAGUGUUGCAGAUAACUCGAGGUCAUCCUCUAUCUCCAAGUGCUCGAUUUUGUAGUUCAACUACUUGGGUGCUAGUUUGAAUUUCUUAUCCAAAGUUGUAACACCUCGAUUCCAGAACGGGUUAAAUAAAGCAUAUAUUUUUAUAUGUAACAUUUACAUAAA